CAGAUCAGAGCUGGGACAGUACUCAGACCCUGUAGUCAGACCUUGUUCUCAGACCCUGUAGUCAGACCUUGUUCUCAGACCCUGUUCUCAGACCCUGUACUCAGACCCUGUUCUCAGACCCUGUACUCAGACCCUGUUCUCAGACCCUGUUCUCAGACCCUGGACUCAGACCCUGGACUCAGACCCUGUUCUCAGACCCUGUACUCAGACCCUGUACUCAGACCCUGUACUCAGACCCUGUACUCAGACCCUGUACUUCAGAGAGCCGUGAUGGCGAGCAGCUGGCUGGUGUUGUUGGCGCUCUGUGCCGCCGUCCGGGCUCAGACCCCCACUAAGGACCAUGGAGACGACCUCCUGAACCCGGAGAUAACCACAGAAGAAGAGCUGAGGGUCCUGGUGCAGCAGCUGGUGGCCCGGGUGGAGAGCCUGGAGCGAGGUCCCUCUCCUGUAGCGUUCUCUGCGUCUCUGGUCUCUGGUUGGGAAUGGACCCAUCAGGGCCCGUUCCCCAGCAGCACCACGCUGCUGUUCAGGAGGGUGACGACCAACCUGGGCAACGCGUACGACCCGAGCACAGGCGUCUUCACUGCCCCCCUGAAGGGUCUUUAUUACGUGCGCUUCACGGGCAGCGUAGGAAGCUCGGGGUCCCUGAACGCAGCGCUGAUGAAGAACGAUGAGAACAUGUUUGCGGUGUUCGACACGCGGGGGACGCACGGCAGCGCCUCCAACGGGAUGGCUCUGGAACUGCAGGCGGGCGACCGGCUGUCCGUCACUCUGUGGGAGGGGCAGAGCGUGUUCGACCAAUCAAGGAUCAGCACCUUCAGCGGCUUCCUGCUGCAGCACCUGCAGGAGCCUCCCCCUCCUCCCCCUCCUCCUCCUCGUCCUCCUCGUCCUCCUCCUCCUCCCCCUCCUCCGUGCAGGCAGCCCUGUGGGGAAACAGAAUCACAAUAA
This is a messenger RNA of Trematomus bernacchii (emerald rockcod), 948 nucleotides long. Its product is annotated as complement C1q tumor necrosis factor-related protein 3-like. The coding region runs from base 271 to 948 and encodes 225 amino acids. Gene Ontology annotation, molecular function: protein binding. The transcript is spliced from 4 exons. The record is from RefSeq and is a predicted model, not a curated record. NCBI's taxonomy places the organism in Eukaryota, Metazoa, Chordata, Actinopteri, Perciformes, Nototheniidae.